Messenger RNA from Balaenoptera ricei (Rice's whale), 6615 nucleotides. RefSeq names its product TBC1 domain family member 8B (gene TBC1D8B). NCBI's taxonomy places the organism in Eukaryota, Metazoa, Chordata, Mammalia, Artiodactyla, Balaenopteridae. The record is from RefSeq and is a predicted model, not a curated record. The transcript is spliced from 21 exons. Gene Ontology annotation, molecular function: calcium ion binding. Bases 117 to 3479 code for a protein of 1120 amino acids.
GCGGCUGCCGCCUGAGGCAGAUUUGGUGGGAGAAGUAGAGGGGAGGAAACGGGUGGAGGGGUGAGGUGAGGAGGGCAUCUGGAUCGCUGCUCCCGGGCGGCAUAAAGUUCUUCGCGAUGUGGCUGAAGCCCGAGGAAGUGCUCCUGAAAAAUGCGCUGAAGCUGUGGCUGAUGGAAAGGUCCAACGACUACUUCGUGCUGCAGCGGCGUCGGGGCUACCGGGAGGAAGGCGGCGGGGGGCUCACAGGGCUUCUGGUUGGGACUCUUGAUUCAGUCUUAGACUCCACUGCUAAAGUAGCUCCAUUUCGCAUCCUACACCAGACACCAGAUUCUCAAGUUUACCUGUCAAUUGCUUGUGGAGCCAACAGAGAAGAAAUAACCAAACAUUGGGAAUGGUUAGAACAAAAUAUCAUGAAGACCUUGUCUGUGUUUGAUUCUAAUGAAGAUAUUACUAAUUUUGUACAAGGAAAGAUAAGAGGAUUAAUUGCUGAAGAGGGAAAACAUUCUUUUGCAAAAGAAGAUGACCCUGAGAAAUUUCGAGAAGCCCUUUUGAAAUUUGAAAAAUGUUUUGGUUUACCAGAGCAGGAAAAGUUAGUGACCUAUUACUCGUGCAGUUAUUGGAAAGGACGGGUUCCUUGUCAGGGCUGGCUAUAUCUUAGCACCAACUUUCUGAGCUUCUAUUCUUUUUUGUUGGGAUCAGAAAUAAAACUCAUUAUCUCCUGGGAUGCGGUCUCAAAACUUGAAAAGACUUCAAAUGUCAUACUGACAGAGAGUAUUCAUGUGUGUUCCCAAGGAGAGAAUCACUACUUUUCAAUGUUUUUGCAUAUUAACCAAACAUACCUUCUUAUGGAACAGCUGGCAAACUAUGCUAUAAAAAGAAUUUUUGAUAAGGAAACAUUUGAUAAUGACCCAAUCCUUGAUGAUCCUCUACAAAUUACUAAAAGAGGUCUGGAAAAUCGAGCCCACAGUGAGCAGUUUAAUGCUUUUUUUAGGCUGCCCAAAGAAGAGACUUUGAAAGAAGUACAUGAAUGUUUCUUAUGGGUACCAUUCAGCCACUUCAACACUCAUGGAAAAAUGUGCAUCUCAGAAAACUAUAUCUGCUUUGCUAGCCAGGAUGGCAAUCUAUGUAGUGUAAUCAUUCCAUUACGAGAGGUCUUAGCUAUAGAUAAGACAAAUGAUUCCAGCAAAUCUGUCAUCAUUAGCAUCAAAGGAAAAACAGCUUUUCGCUUCAGUGAAGUUAAAGAAUUUGAGCAAUUGGUGGCAAAACUCAGGCUCAAGUGCGGGGCAGCUUCAACUCAGUAUCACGAUACUAGCACAGAGGUUCCUAUUAGUUCUGAGUCUGUAGACCCCUCUGAUGAUAUUGAGGUACAAUCUUUGAUAUGUCAGAAAGAAUGCAGCAAAACUGUGAACACUGAAGCCUUAAUGACAGUAUUUCACCCUCAGGAUUUGGAGACUCUUAAUUCCAAAACGUUGAAAGAAAAGAUGAAGGAACAGUCCUGGAACAUCCUGUUUACAGAAUGUGGGCGUGGUGUUAGCAUGUUUCGGACCAAAAAGACUCAAGAUCUGGUUGUAAGAGGGAUUCCAGAGACCUUAAGAGGAGAGCUCUGGAUGCUUUUUUCAGGUGCUGUUAACGACAUGGCUGCUAAUCCUGGCUAUUAUGCUGAAGUGGUUGAGCAGUCUUUAGGGACCUGCAACUUGGCUACUGAAGAAAUUGAACGUGAUUUGCGUCGCUCCCUGCCUGAGCAUCCAGCCUUUCAGAGUGACACUGGCAUAUCUGCUCUGAGGCGGGUACUCACUGCUUAUGCAUUCAGGAAUCCCAAAAUUGGAUACUGCCAGGCAAUGAACAUUUUGACUUCAGUGUUGCUUCUGUAUGCAAAAGAGGAAGAAGCUUUUUGGCUUCUGGUUGCUGUAUGUGAACGAAUGUUACCUGAUUAUUUUAAUCGUCGAAUCAUUGGUGCCUUGGUGGAUCAGGCAGUCUUUGAAGAACUUAUCAGAGAUCACCUUCCCCAGCUGACUGAACAUAUGACUGAUAUGACAUUCUUUUCCUCAGUUUCUCUCUCAUGGUUCCUCACACUUUUUAUUAGUGUGCUACCUAUUGAAAGUGCAGUGAAUGUGGUGGACUGUUUCUUCUAUGAUGGAAUAAAGGCCAUUUUACAACUGGGAUUGGCAAUACUUGACUAUAAUUUAGACAAACUUCUGGCAUGUAAAGAUGAUGCUGAAGCCGUGACAGCUUUAAACAGGUUCUUUGACAAUGUCACUAAUAAGGAUAGCCCGUUGCCUUCAAGUGUGCAGCAGGGUUCAAAUGUAAGUGAUGAAAAAAGCAGUCAUAUUAGAGUGGAUAUUACAGAUUUGAUUAGAGAGUCAAAUGAGAAAUAUGGGAAUAUUCGCUGUGAAGAUAUAUACAGCAUGCGCUGUCGAAAUAGGUUGUAUGUGAUACAGACCCUAGAGGAAACAACAAAGCAGAAUGUGUUGCGUGUUGUAUCACAAGAUGUGAAAUUGAGCCUUCAUGAAUUGGAUGAACUUUAUGUCAUCUUUAAGAGAGAGUUGUUUUUUUCUUACUAUUGGUGUUUGAGAGCUCCAGUAUUGAAGCACCAUGAUCCCAGUCUGCCAUAUUUGGAACAGUAUCAGAUUGACUGCCAGCAGUUCAGAGUGUUGUAUCACUUGCUGAGUCCCUGGGCUCAUUCUGCAAACAGAGACUCACUAGCUUUAUGGACAUUCAGAUUGUUGGAUGAAAACUCCGACUGCCUUAUAAACUUCAAAGAAUUCUCCUCUGCAAUUGACAUAAUGUACAAUGGAAGUUUUACUGAGAAGCUUAAGGUGCUUUUUAAGCUGCAUAUUCCUCCAGCUUAUACUGAAGUGAAGUAUAAGGACCCUUCAAAGGGAGAUGAACUUUCCAAGGAAGAAUUACUUUAUUUCAGUCAGCUCCAUGUUUCCAAGCCUGCAAAGGAGAAGGAAGCAGAGUCAGCAAAAAACAGCCCUGAAAAAGGAAAAGAAAAAGUUGAUAUUCAAGCAUAUCUAAGUCAAUGGCAAGAUGAGCUUUUGAAAAAAGAAGAAAACAUUAAGGAUUUACCAAGAAUGAAUCAGUCGCAAUUUAUUCAGUUUUCAAAGACACUAUAUAACUUAUUUCACGGGGACCCUGAAGAAGAGUUAUUAUAUCAAGCCAUUGCUGUUGUAACCAGCCUUUUGCUCAGGAUGGAAGAAGUUGGAAGGAAACUCCAUAACCCUGCGUCAUCAACCAAAGGAUUGUCUGGUGCAGUCUGUGCUUCUGGAGGACCCAGUGAGGGGCAAACAGAGAGCCACUUAGAGAAAGAUCCCUCCUCUCUCAGGGAAGAACCUCACUGGUCAUUUGCAUUUGAACAGAUUCUCGCCUCUUUGUUGAAUGAACCAGCAUUGGUGAAGUUUUUUGAGAAACCCAUAGAUCUAAAAGCCAAACUAGAAAAUGCAAAAACCUCUCAGCUAAGUUCUAGAACCAGGAAGUAAAUCUUUUAACAGGAAUUGCUUAUUAUAGGCAUUUACCAAGAUUCUCAUAGGCGUCAGCUUGAUUCCUAGGAGUAGGGAUCAGGGAUUUAUCUUGUUACCAAUGUAUUUGAAGGUUAAAAAGAAGAUAUUUGGAAGCACAAUGAUUCAUUCCUUUGUGGUGUUAUCUAAUUUUGAUAUUCUCUAAUACAAAUAUACUUUUUAUAUUUCACAAGGUAUGCAAUAUCAGGGGGAGUAUGCUAAAUGCUAAAUGUUACCACCAGAGGGCACCACCAUAUCACUUUUAGCAAGGAAAUUACUAGUUUGUGCUGCUAUUUACAUAUGAAUUACUGAUGAUUUUUGAAAAUGUGGUGUUACGUUUGAGUAUUAGUGAUGCUGACACGUCAUAUUGCUAAAUCCUACUUUCCAAAUUGCCUCAGUCCUAUUAGAAUGCUUUAGAAAACCAGGCUCUUAGAUCUGUAGCCUUAAUUAUCUAGAAGAUUACCAUAUGGGAACCUCAUUUUCACGUUAUCUAACUGAAAUAAUAUUAACUUUUUAAAGUUAGUCUCAUUCAGCCUUCUAAUAAUAAAUGGUUUUUUAAUGAAUUCUAUCUUCUCCCUACCUGAGCAGUUCAGAAGCUGCUGACACACUUGUAGCUCUGUUACUGAUAAAAAUAAAGAACUCAAAACUCUGGGCCGAUAUAAGGAAAAACGAUUUUGGAUUUGGAUUUGAGCUGGUUAAAGCCAGCCAAUUCAGAAGGGUUAAUAAACAGUACAAUUAACUGUGUACAGGUCUCUCAUUAGACUGAGAAAUUACUUGAAAUUCCGAGCACUGCUCUUUGUGGCUUUGUCUCAGAGUAGCUUGAGACUGCUUUGGUUCUAGUUUUAGAUUUUGGAUUUUCACCAGUCAUAUUUUAAGUUACAUUAGAUAGACUGAAUUAUUGUAUUAGUCUGGCAAGUUCAUAAAGUAUAUAGGCAUACCUCAUUUCAUUGUGCUUCACUUUAUUGUGCUUCAUAGAUACUACAUUUUUUUUUGUUUUUGGAUUUCUGGGUUUUUUUGGCUGCUGUAGCUUGCAAGAUUUUAGUUGCCUGCAGGGAUUGAACCCAGGCCCUCGGCAGUGAAAGCACGGAAUCCUAACCACUGGGCUGCCAGGGAAUUCCCACAGAUACUACAGUUUUAUUGAAAAUGAAGGCUUAUGGCAACCCUGCAUUGAGCAAGUCUAUCAGUGCCAUUUUUCCAACAACAUUUGCUCGCUUUGCGUCUCUGGGUCACAUUUUGGUAAUUCUCGCAAUAUUUGGAACUUUUUCAUUAUUAUUAUGUUGUCAUCGUGAUCUGGGAUCAGUGAUCUUUUUUUUUUUCUUGUGGGAUUUUUUUUUAUUCAAACAGAAAGUCACAAAAAUUAUAAUCAUCCUCAUCAGUUCACUCAGUCCCAUGUAAUUAAUUUUUUUCCAUCUUGAUCUUUUGUUAACACUUUUAUGAAUUCAACAGUUUUCCAUUAGAGUUCUGAAAAUGCUUAUUUAUUCAGUUCAGCAGUAUAGUCAGUUACCAGAAACCUGUACUUGUCAGAGUCUUUUCAAUGAAUUCCUUGAAGAUGAAGCCCUUUUAUAGGAACAUUUUUGCAAAAGCAUCUGAGUACACCCAGAACUGUCUGUAAAUGACAAAAGACUUAAAUGAUCAGUGAUCUUUGAUGUUACUAAUACGUCUCACCGAAGGCCUAGGUGAUGGUUAGCAUUUUUUAGCAAUAAUAUGUUUAAAGUAUGUACAUUGUUAUUUUAGACAUAAUGCUAUUGCACACUUAACAGACUACACUAUAGUGUAAACGUAACUUUUGUACACCCUGGGAAAACAAAGAAUUCAUGUGACUCGCUUUAUUGCAAUAUUUGCUUUUAUCGCAGUGAUCUGGAACCAAACCUGCAACAUCCAAGGUGUGCCUGUACUUGUGCGUAAUGAUUGUUAAGAUAAUGUAUAGAAUUUUGGCAUCUAUCUAAAAAGUUGUAAUCUAUUUGAUUUAGAUGUGUAAUUUCUAUAUACUUUAUGCUGCUUAUAUUUCAGUCAUUACAAUGAAAGUUCAUUUAGAGAUAAUGGGCUUUGUUAGCACUUUAAAGAGAAAAAAACACACCUAUCCAAUCUUCUGUGCUGUUUCUGAUAAGAACAAUUUAUUAAUCAGUUGAUUUAGGAAAUUGUGGGGAGAAGUCAUCCAUUGGCGCUUCUUUCUUCACAAAAGACUUUGGUUUUAAGCCUUUUGACUUUUCAAAUUUGAAACAAUGAAAGGGCAGAUAUCCUUUAGGACAACCCAAGAAGUCUCCCUUUCUGGAAAAGAAUUGGUAUAGUCAGCCUUUGGCAAGAAUCCACUGUGAACAAAGCCUAACACAGAGGGCUUCAUCACCACAGGAUAUGUUAUUUUCAGAGAUAUUCAAGAAUUUUCAAGUUGACCCUUUGAAAAUUUUGUAAAUUGGGCUUGGCCAAACACUUACUAGUAGUGUCUUUAAAAUGAUUUUGUCAACUUUGUCUUCUCAAGGAAAUUACCACUUAAAGAGAUAGUUGGUAAAUAAACAUCUGUGCCUUUUCUCAGAAAUUAUUUGCCUGAAACAUGUCCAAAUUUUAGAGUUUAAUUAAUAGUUUAUAUGUGAACUAUCACACAUCUGCUAUUAAGCAAUGAUUGUUAAAUUACAGUACAAUAGCUCUAUAAAGACACAAGGCUCUAUGCUUAUAUACAAAGGCACUAUUGCACAUACUUUGUUGAACAUUUUGUCAAUUGUAUUUACAAAAAAGAUACUUUCUUAAGAACAUAUGUCAUUAAUAUUUGAUGAUUUUUAAAUCAGAAUAUUGAAGAUUACUUAGUAUUGUAUUUUAGCCUAGAUUAAUUAAAAUUGAAUACCUAAAGAUUUCUGAAUUGCAGAAAGAUUAUAAAUGCAAGUUAAAAAGACGAACAUUUAUUUUCUGAAUCUGCAGGAGACAUAAGCUGAACACAUAGUUUUGUAGUUGCUACCUUGUUAAGCAAAUGGGUUGUUCUUAAUGUUUAAAAUCUUAUGUAGUUGUGUCACACUGAACCAGUGCAUUAUACCUUAUGCAUUAAAUUGUUAUAAAGUGGCUUUACUGGUCUUUAUAAAAAUAAAUGUUAUAAAUCUGUUAAAUAAAUAUGAAGAAUGGCUUACUUAAA